This is a messenger RNA of Cylicostephanus goldi, 375 nucleotides long. NCBI's taxonomy places the organism in Eukaryota, Metazoa, Nematoda, Chromadorea, Rhabditida, Strongylidae. The record is from the annotation of a GenBank genome assembly.
AUGGCACUGAGUAGAAACAACGAUGAGCAGAAAACUACAAGCAAACGUAGCGACGCCUCAAAAACUUUGAACCAAAUUAGCCGAGUCUACAAAGAACAAAACUACAAACACGAAGACAAGAACAUUGGACGUCGAUAUGAGAUUGAUGAGCCUAGUGGUAACACAUACCACGAGCUCCUGCGGCCACCACCUCAGACUACGCAGAAUAGCACUCAGGAUCACAGCUCUGCAUACGUGCCUAUAUAUACCAAGACAGAGCCAGAGAAGCCUCAAGAUCACAGCUCCGCAUACGUCCCUACAUAUACCAAGGCAGAGCCAGUGAAGCCUCCAGAUCACAGCUCUGCAUACGUCCCUGCAUACACCAAGGCAGAGCCA